Molecule: messenger RNA, 2216 nt
Organism: Balearica regulorum gibbericeps (East African grey crowned-crane)
Lineage: Eukaryota; Metazoa; Chordata; Aves; Gruiformes; Gruidae
Product: muscle, skeletal receptor tyrosine protein kinase
Biological process (GO): cell surface receptor protein tyrosine kinase signaling pathway; protein phosphorylation; positive regulation of kinase activity
Cellular component (GO): signaling receptor complex; plasma membrane
Molecular function (GO): ATP binding; transmembrane receptor protein tyrosine kinase activity; Wnt-protein binding
Source: RefSeq, a predicted model, not a curated record
UUUUUGCCAGAAUCCUGAAGGCUCCUGAAUCCCAAAAUAUCACCUUUGGUUCUGUGGUGACGUUGCGGUGUGCAGCAGCCGGCCUUCCAGUCCCCACUGUCACCUGGCUGGAAAAUGGGAAAGCUGUUUCUGCAGGCUCUAUAUUGGAAAGCGUCAAGGACAGAGUGGUUGACUCCAGACUGCAGGUGUAUGUCACCCGACCGGGCCUGUUCACUUGCCUUGCCACGAACAAACACAGCAAAACUUUUGGAGCCGCAAAAGCUGCAGCAACCAUCAGUGUUUCAGAGUGGAGUAAGCUGUACAAGGGUGAUGCAGGCUACUGCAGCACGUACAGAGGUGAGGUGUGUAGUGCUAUCUUGGCGAAGAAUGCUCUUGUUUUCUUCAACUCCUCCUAUGCUGACCCAGAGGAGACCCAAGAGCUGCUUGUGCACACUGCCUGGACUGAACUGAAAAUGGUGAGUUCAUUCUGCCAACCGGCCGCUGAGUCUCUGCUGUGUAACUACAUCUUCCAGGAGUGCAAUCCCUCGGGAGCUGGGCCAGCUCCAAAACCAGUGUGCAGAGAGAAUUGCCUUGCUGUAAAGGAUCUCUACUGCUUUAAGGAAUGGCUCUCAAUGGAGGAAAAUGCUCAGAAGGGGAUUUACAAGCCAGGGCUGAUGCUGCUCACUCUUCCUGAAUGCAACAGGCUACCCAGCCUGCACCAGGACCCCAGUGCCUGCACCCACAUCCCAUUCUUUGAUUUUAAGAAGGAGAAUAUAACCAGGACUUGCUACAGUGGCAAUGGCCAGUUUUACCAGGGCUGGGCCAACAUCACAGCCUCCGGCAUUCCCUGCCAGAAGUGGAGUGACCAGGCUCCCCACUUGCACAGGAGAACUCCUCAGGUUUUCCCUGAGCUGUCUGAUGCUGAGAAUUACUGCCGCAAUCCAGGAGGUGAGAAUGAACGUCCCUGGUGCUACACAAAAGACCCAUCCGUGACCUGGGAAUACUGCAGCGUGUCUCCCUGUGGAGAUGCAUCGUUAUCACUAGGAACAAGAAAACCAAACGGAGAGACUUCAAAUCUCCCCCCUCCUCCUCCCUUUUCCCCUACGUACUCCAUGACUGUUAUAAUUUCAAUCAUCUCCAGCUUUGCCCUGGUUGUGAUCCUUGGCAUUGUCACCCUCGUUUGCUGCCGUCGGCGAAAGCAGUGGAAAAACAAAAAAAGAGAGUCAGAGACACCAACACUCACCACUCUGCCCUCCGAACUUCUCCUGGACCGGCUGCACCCCAACCCCAUGUACCAGCGGAUGCCCCUUCUCCUCAAUCCAAAAUUGCUCAGCCUGGAGUAUCCCAGGAACAAUAUCGAAUAUGUGAGAGAUAUUGGGGAAGGAGCAUUUGGGAGAGUCUUCCAAGCAAGGGCCCCAGGGCUGCUGCCGUAUGAGCCUUUCACAAUGGUGGCAGUGAAAAUGCUGAAGGAGGAAGCAUCCGCAGACAUGCAGGCUGACUUUCAGAGGGAGGCAGCACUCAUGGCAGAGUUUGACAACCCAAAUAUUGUCAAGCUUUUAGGUGUAUGUGCUGUUGGGAAACCGAUGUGCCUGCUGUUCGAGUACAUGGCCUAUGGGGAUCUCAACGAGUACCUGCGUGACCGCUCGCCCCGCAACCUCUGCAGUCUGGUGCACAGUAGCCUGGAUGCACGAAUCCGCCUCCCCAACCCCCUGGCACUGUGCUGCACCAGCCAGCUCUGCAUUGCCAAGCAGGUGGCUGCCGGCAUGGCGUACCUCUCUGAGCGCAAGUUUGUCCACCGGGAUUUGGCUACCAGGAACUGCCUGGUUGGGGAGAACAUGGUGGUCAAAAUCGCUGAUUUUGGUCUCUCAAGGAACAUGUAUUCAGCCGACUAUUACAAAGCCAAUGAGAAUGAUGCCAUCCCCAUCCGCUGGAUGCCCCCUGAGUCCAUUUUCUACAACCGCUACACCACAGAGUCUGAUGUGUGGGCCUAUGGGGUGGUGCUGUGGGAGAUCUUCUCUUACGGCAUGCAGCCCUACUAUGGGAUGGCUCAUGAGGAGGUCAUCUACUAUGUGAGGGAUGGGAACAUCCUCUCCUGCCCGGACAAUUGUCCUCUGGAGCUCUACAACCUGAUGCGCCUCUGCUGGAGCAAGCUGCCUGCCGACCGGCCAGGCUUUGCCAGCAUCUACCGCAUCUUGGAGCGCAUGUACGAGAGGGCUGUGGCCACCCCGUCCAUCUGA